AUGGGUGACGAAGAGGAGCAUAAAAAGCCCGAGCCGAGACUGCUGGUUUGCCAGACCGCAAAACCACGUUCAGCUAGCAAGGAUAAGGCGCUGAUCGAACAGUUGGCGAAACGCAUCUCGCACCUCAAAAGCAGUAUAGCCCUUGAGAAGAGGAAAACCAAAAGCGUCAUAGAACCGAUGACGGAGAGGAAACCACCCGUAAAUCAGGUGCCGAGCAAGUCGCAAAUAAAAUUACCCAGGCAGAAAAACGACACCGUCGGAGCGAGAAUAGCAUGCGAUCGUUGGCAGGUGGCUAUCGGUUUAGUAAUGGGUAUGGCAAAAAUGGCGACACGUUCGAUGCAAGUAGAAACUGAACCUUUCAGCGUCGGUGACCUGGUGUUCGACCCAAGCCUAUUCAAGGCUAACAAGAAUUAUGUUGUUCUGACAGAUGAUUCCAAAUUCGUUUUAAGCCAGCUUCCUGAAAAGCGAAGCGAACAGCAAAUUGAGGAACUUACCAAAAAUCUGAAGGAGAUAGGAAUCAAAUCGUUCAACGAGUACCCCGCUGACGUACAACGGAAACUUGUUCGAAUUGCUCGCUACGAAGUUGUCACUCCUCAAAGAGUUAUCAUAAGACAAGGAAGGCCAUCAGAAAACCUUUAUUUCCUGAUUGACGGAACCGUGGUAGCCAUUGAGAGAAUACGCGGUGCUAAUGACGAAUAUGAAUCCGAAGACUUGCUCAUCCUAAGAAAAGGUGCAAUGUUUGGUGAAACGGAAAUGAUUAACAGGCUUAACCGGAGGGCGACGGUCAUUAGCAAAGCGAACGUCGAAUUGUUGACACUUGAACGAAGUGACCUUUUAAAAGUCUACUCCAAUUACGAGCAUCCAACCGAGUCUCAGGAUCAUAUCAAGUUUUUGCAGCAUUGCGACUUUAUUGAUUUAUGGCCGAUCAAUAAACUUGUCAAUGAUCUUGAUAUUUGCACACCGUAUUUCUUUAAGCAAAAUGCGCUGAUCAUCGAAGACGGCUCAAAAACUGAUUUCCUCGUCGUUGUACGGUCCGGCCAGUGUAGAGUGAUACGAAAGCUGUACAAAAAUGUUUCGAAGAACGUCCCCAAAGUGGAUGGGCAAACAAAAUCAAAUAAGGUCAAAAUGUUGGAAUACAACGAUGAACUUCUGCGUAACAACUUUCGCCAUUUCAGCCGCCACGGUUCGCAGUUUGAUUCAGUCUUUAGGGCGGAUUCUUUUGAACAAAAGCUAAGAGUCAAUGCUAACGUGGAGCAAAUCAUCGAUCAAAUCCGACCUCAACCUAGCCAAACCUUGAAAACAAGACCGUCACUCCAGUCACAUUGCAGUCAGAGUUACGGUGAAAUGUCGAAAUCAACACUUACACGGCACGGGAGUAAGCGUUUGGAGCGCGGCAAUUCGUUUCGAAAGCAGAAAAGCAUUCGCACCCUUAAUAACAGAAUCGAGCAAGACGUCGAAAACGAAUUAGCUAUUCUGGAAUAUUCACAGAAGACCAAACUUGAAAAGGCGUUGCUGCUGCCUAAGACACAGGAAUAUUUGCUGAAGGAAAAUGAAACAGACAAUGAAAACGAAAAUGAAGCUGUUUAUAUUCAGAUCGAUAUCUUAAAGAAGAAAGACGUUUUCGGAUUGGAUACUCUAGUCUUCGACAAGUAUUACGACCAUCCGGACGCUACGGGGCUGUGUUUGGUCAGCGGAGAAAACGAAAAAGGUGUUGAUGUGGUGUUUUUGUCUAAAACCUUUUUUGUUGAACACGCUUCCGAGCAGGUAGCGUGGAGAGUUCGUCGAAUGAUGAAGAGUCAUCCUGACGCUGAAACGUUAUGGGCUGAAAUCGAACGUCAAGAAUUAUGGGCGGAUUAUAAGGAGGCCGUGAUCGAUGAUAUUUUCAUGGGAAAGCCCAUCCUUUUAAAAACAGCCCCAUGGUUAUAG
Messenger RNA from Acanthosepion pharaonis, 1926 nucleotides. The record is from the annotation of a GenBank genome assembly. Lineage: Eukaryota; Metazoa; Mollusca; Cephalopoda; Sepiida; Sepiidae.